GGGGGAGGGCAGGAAUCAUCUCAGCCACAACAACAACAGCAUAGACAACAAAGGUCACAACAGCAACAAGAAUCCCAACUUCCUCUGCAGCCCGAAACACCGCAAAAAUCACAGACACAACAGGAAAAGCAACAGCAACAACCAGAAAAGAAAGAACAGAAACAGCAACAACAACUGACGAUCUCAAGACAAUCACCAAAUUCGCGGAGCUCACAAUGCCCCACCUCGGCCAAUAGUAAAAAUCCAAAUAUCCAGGAUCAAAUUGAGCUACUUCAAAAGCAAUUACAAUUACUGUACCAACAGCAAGCCUCAAAUGAUAAACCUACCCCAGGUAAGGAAUGGACCACAGUAGAACCCAAAAAAAGGCCCCGAGAAAGCCCAGAAACACGAAAAAAACCGCUAUCAAUGUUCAUUGUAGAGCUAAAAGCAAACCCUAACAACAAGGAAAUAUACGAUAUCAAAUAUCUCUUCACCACAAAGAUUGUAUUUGAACCCCCACGCCCAAAACGCGAAAUCCCGCAAUGCGCUAACUGUCAACAGUAUGGACACACAAAAGCAUACUGCCGUAGAAGACCGGUAUGUAUUAAAUGCGCUGGCCCCCACUUGUCUGCAGAUUGCUCGCGCAAGACAAAAUCCAACGAUGUUAAAUGUGCUCUGUGA
Messenger RNA from Rhagoletis pomonella (apple maggot), 660 nucleotides. RefSeq lists its product as uncharacterized. The record is from RefSeq and is a predicted model, not a curated record. The transcript is spliced from 2 exons. Lineage: Eukaryota; Metazoa; Arthropoda; Insecta; Diptera; Tephritidae. The annotation marks the transcript as partial. Gene Ontology annotation, molecular function: zinc ion binding; nucleic acid binding.